Messenger RNA from Porites evermanni, 2154 nucleotides. Lineage: Eukaryota; Metazoa; Cnidaria; Anthozoa; Scleractinia; Poritidae. The record is from the annotation of a GenBank genome assembly.
AUGAUGCCAAUUGUAGACAGAAAAAGGGACAGCAGAAGACGCGGUAGUUCAGCUCUUUUGUUAAAGACGGAGAAAAUGACGGAAGAAGAAGUAAUAGUCAAACUACUAAAACGUAGCAAGGAACGCAAAAAUACCAGCUCGACGAUCAUCGACGAAUUACAACUGCUUCUCAUUAAACAUCUCUUUCUGCCCUAGAUUUGCCCAGCGGCAGGCAAAUUAAGACAGGAACUUAAAAUCGAUCGAGGUAAGCAUGUUUUGAAGUUAAACAUAUUUGAACGAGAGAUAACACAAUUAUUUAAUCUGGCUUUCGUAUGAUAUGAAGAAUCAGGCAGACCUGGGAGCGAGGCAGAUAAGCCGUGCCAGAUAAUACCCUCGUUCUCGAUCUGUCCAAUUCUUCAUAUCAUACUAGAAUCGAAUCCAAUAAUUGCUGAUUAGCCUAAAUACUCCAACAAUAUUAAGAUAUACAAAGCGAAAUAAAUUUGUCUUUUUUCUAUAAAAGCAGUUUUAUUAACACAAAAAGUUAAAAUUGUAGGUUUAAAGGUUUUCGGUAUUGUUUGAAAUAAAAAAAUUUACGACAUUCAAGAACAUCGAGAGACCUCAUUUUUCCUCAGUAAAACAAUUUUGAAAAUCAUUUCAUUUCCCGAAGUGAGAUAAGGGUGUUAGAACACUUCGUUGUGUCUUCUUUUCUGCGAGGUGUUUAAAAUUUCCUCUUAGAGAAUAAAAUCUGUAGUUUAUAAAAAAUUUCCACUCACUGAAAACAUUUUACUGCCAUGGUUUUUAAGGCAGUUCGAAGAAUGUACAUGAUUCCGUGAUAUGUCCGUUCCAACAUGACUUCUGUGUGUUCACAGUUGGAUUUUCAAGGAGUUAUAAUAACUCCGCUAGAGGGGUUAAUUUAACUCCUUACAGAUUAACUCCUUAUAAAUUUUUUCAAAAUUCUAUCUGUGAAGUAUGUAACAGAUAGCUGAGUGGAGUGAUUCCUGCAAAAACCAAAUUGAAACUUGUUAAGUAAAUAUUUCUUUUCCAAAUAGCUUUGCAGCUGUUGACAAACUUGAUUACUUUUUUCUCUAAAAACUUUCUUUCUUCAUAAACGAGUUAACUGUUGAUGAAUAGGCUUGAGGGCUAUCAACACAAAACGGCGGGGAAAUUGGCGCGAAACGAAUGAGCGGCGAUGGAAUAACUUCAGUUCAUACGUUACAUGGCUUCUGGUUGGACAAACAAUUUCUCCACCGUGGGUCAUGAUUGACAAAAAACUUAUUGGCCACGUGCAAGUAUUUAAAUGACCAAAUUCAGCACUGAAUAACAUAAUAGGGACUUGAAGCAAAUAGUUACGGCGACCUCUACAGUGGCGGUCGUGGAUGCGCAGUCCUGGAGAAAGUACGUCACCGUAGUCCGCCAAAAUUUCAAGUAAGCGGCGUCCGAACAGUGACUAGGGUUCAGUGACGGAGGCUCACUUGCUAUUGUUGUUAGUAAGUCGUAAUGACCUCCUUUAGAGAAGCAAGGGAUGUCAAUUUUCUCUCUUAUGAUCAAGGAUUAAUCAGUGACGAUAAGUUUUUGUUGCUAUAUGAUUCGUACAAGCCCCAAAAUCUAGAUUUUCCGUGCGACUUGUACACGGCAUCUGACCUCGGUUGAGGAUAAGAAAUUUUAGAUUGAGAAAACGCAGGAAAACACGUAAUUACCGGAAAACCAGAAGCGUCCAAUACUUUCUUGAUAAAGUAAAAAACAAUCUGUGAUAGGAUUUAAACCUGUGAUUGAAAAAAAUAGGAGAAAACUAGACUUUUAUACUCACGCAGUAGCGACUACGCCACAAGACAGGUCUUCACCUUGCAGGAUUUGGCGCUUGGGCGAAAGGUCACUUCAAGGCAUUCGCACUGCGUCAUUUUUGGGCUUUUACUUCCGGCCGCCGUAGUAGAGGUCGCCGAGGCGAUGUUCUUAAAGUCCCUAACACCACCUCCGCGGUAUCGCCAGUACCUUGCGCAUGCGCUCAGCCAUAUGGCCUUAGGCGACUUAGGCGAAAGGUCUUACUUGCGAUUGCUGAAACAGCCGUUUUAUGAGGCGAGUUCACCUGCUCCACCUUACACAGGCUUGGAGGCGCAAACAUAUGGAGAUGGGAUCAGCUAUAGAAAUCAGCUAGUGUUCUGCCCAAAAAACUGGUAA